CACUACCAACGCAGGCCGCCCCGCCCCGCCCGUCGCAGCUGUGACGACAGUGCCGCGCGCCGGGUUGCGAGAGUUGGCGCGAAGGUGGGAGGUAUGGACCCGGAGCUGUCCCGCUAGAGAGAUCAACCGCCGCCAGCAGCAUGGAUAUCCGGAAAUUCUUCGAUGUUGUAACUCCUGGAAGGCGACAGGAAUGUGAGACAGUGAAAAAGAGUGCAAACAUUAAAAAUGGUGAAGGACCCUCAUGGGGGAAGAAAAGGGAAAAGGAGACCAAGGUGAAUAAUUCACCCUUUGAAGAGGAUGAUUCCAAACAAAAGCGGCCAAAAAAGAAAAAGAGAAUAAUCUACGAUUCAGAUUCAGAAGAGGAGGUGCAGUCAGUGAAAAAAUCCAAGAAGGAAUCUGAGAAAAAAGCAGCUACUUCAAAACCUGAUAAAGUUCUAAAGCAGAAUCCUGUUGUUUAUAUUUCAGAGACAGAUGAAGAAGAUGACUUUGUCAAUAAAAAAAUUUCUCUGAAACCAAAGGAGAAUGGGACAUCAGCAAUCAAUUGUCCAGGAACAGCUACAGUGAAAAAGGAAGAUGUAAAACCACGAGCUAAAAGCAAACCAUUAUCUCCAGUGAAACAGACUCCCACCUCAGCACUUGAUUACUUUGGGACAAGUAGUGUCCAGCGAUCAGAAAAGAAACUGGUAGCAAGUAAAAGGAAAGAACCCUCACAGAGCAGAGACAGUACACUAAAUGAUGAGGCCAUUGCUAGGCAACUGCAGCUUGAAGAAGACUCUGAGCUGGAGAGGCAGCUGCAUGAAGAUGAAGAAUUUGCCAGAACUUUGGCCAUGUUGGAUGAACCACCGCAGAAGAGAAAGGCUCGGAAAGAUUCAGGAGGAGAGCAAACAGUGUUGAGCAUCAAGAGCAGUCCUAAUGUGAAAGAAAAAUAUAAGCAAUCAGAAAGAGUGAAAGCAACAACCUCACCGGGUGAAGCAGAAAAUUACGCUGUGAAGCGUAAUUCAGAAGGCUCUCAUUUAUCCCCACAGUCAUCUGAUGGUAGAACAGCAAGAGAACUGACAGAUAAGACCUUGCCUUUGAAACCUAGCUCUAGGCUUGCGUCUCUGAAACAAAAAGAAGAGAUGGCUGAAAAGGAAAAAGGUGCUCAAAGUUUAACAUCAAAAGAAAAAACUGCUUCCAGGAAAGAAGAGAAGACAACACCAAAGAAGGAAAAAAUUUCUCCCAAGAAGGCUGAGUCUGUAAGUCCUGAGGACUCUGAAAAGAAGCGAAUCAAUUACCAAGCCUACCGAAGCUUCCUUAAUCGUGAGGGUCCAAGAGCGCUGGGUUCCAAAGAGAUACCCCAGGGAGCUGAAAACUGCUUGGAAGGCCUGACAUUCGUAAUUACAGGUGUUCUGGAGUGUAUUGAGAGAGAUGAGGCCAAGUCUCUGAUUGAACGUUAUGGUGGAAAAGUCACCGGAAAUGUCAGCAAGAAGACAAACUAUCUGGUUAUGGGGCGAGACUGCGGCCAAUCUAAAUGUGAAAAGGCAUCAGCAUUAGGGACAAAAAUUGUUGAUGAGGACGGCCUGUUUGAUCUCAUUCGAACCAUGCCAGGCAAGAAGUCCAAAUAUGAGCUGGCAGCUGAAACAGAGGCAAAGAAAGCGGAGUCAAGACUUAAAAGGACACCACAGAAAGCUGACGCUCGGAAAAGGAAUUUUAGCCCCAUCAAAAGGGAAGCUGAUAAUAAAAAAUACAAGUCAACUCCUGAAAAAGGAGAUACUGUCAAAUCUGCCAGGAGAGAAACCACUGCUGUGCAAAAACUUACAGACUUUAAAAGGCAGACUGAAGAAAAGAAAGAAGCCUCCUGUCUGAAGGGGAACUUGGCUUCUGAGGUUAAUGAAGAUGGAACAGAGAGAUUGCUAUGGGUGGAUAAAUACAAGCCUGUAUCUCUUAAGGCAGUAAUUGGACAGCAGGGUGAGCAAAGCUGUGCCAAUAAACUGCUCCGAUGGCUCAGAAACUGGCACAAGAAUACCUUGGAGGAUGGACAAGCGAAGAACAGUAAAACUGGAGGCAAAGAUGAUGGUACUGGUUUUAAAGCAGCAUUACUUUCUGGUCCACCUGGAGUUGGUAAAACUACUACAGCUUCUUUGGUUUGUAAGGAGCUGGGGUAUAGCUAUGUGGAGCUGAAUGCCAGUGACACUCGCAGUAAGAACAGUCUGAAGGAAGUAGUUGCUGAAUCCCUUAACAACACCAGCAUCAAAGACUUCUAUUCUGGCACAUCUGCAUCAGUUAGCGGGAAACAUGUAUUGAUCAUGGAUGAAGUGGAUGGUAUGGCAGGCAAUGAAGACAGAGGAGGGAUUCAGGAGUUGAUCGGUUUGAUUAGACACACAAAGGUCCCCAUCAUCUGUAUGUGUAACGAUCGCAACCAUCCUAAGAUGCGUUCCUUGGUCCACUACUGUUUUGAUCUUCGUUUUCAGAGACCUCGUCUAGAACAGAUAAAGGGUGCCAUGAUGUCUAUAGCAUUUAAAGAAGGCUUAAAAAUUCCACCACCUGCUAUGCAAGAGAUAAUCCUGGCAGCAAAUCAGGACAUCAGACAGGUUUUACAUAACCUUAAUAUGUGGUGUGCAAAAGAUAAAUCAUUGACUUACGAUGAGGCUAAAACUGAUGCCAGCAGAGCCAGGAAGGAUAUCAAACUGGGCCCUUUUGACGUUGUCCGGAAGGUUUUUGCUGCUGGAGGUGAGGCUUCUUGUAUGUCUCUCAUAGACAAAUUGGAUCUUUUCUUCCACGAUUAUUCCCUAGCACCUCUCUUUGUCCAAGAGAACUACGUACAUGUGAAACCGGCUGCUGCGGGAGGAAAUCUGAAAAAGCACUUGGUGCUCUUGAGUAAAGCAGCUGAUAGUAUCUGUGAUGGUGAUAUAGUGGACAGACAGAUUCGUAGCAAGCAAAACUGGAAUCUUCUACCAACACAGGCUAUUUAUGCCAGUGUUCUCCCAGGGGAGCUGAUGAGAGGUUCCAUGUCCCAGUUUCCUGUCUUUCCCAGCUGGCUGGGGAAGUUUUCAUCCACGGGUAAACAUGAUCGUAUCAUUCAAGAACUGGGAAUGCACAUGAGUCUCAGAACCCAGGCAUGCAAGAGGACAGUAAACAUGGAGUAUUUGUCGUGCUUGCGGGAUGCGCUUGUCCAGCCCUUGAAAGACUUUGGAGCAGAUGGUGUACAGCAAGCUAUAACCUUCAUGGACUCUUACUGCUUGAUGAAAGAAGAUGUUGACAAUAUCAUGGAAAUAAGCAUGUGGGGAGGCAAACCCAGUGCUUUCUCAAAGCUGGAUCCCAAGGUCAAAGCAGCUUUUACACGUGCUUACAACAGAGAGGCGCAUCUGACUCCAUAUUCGCUUAAUUCUGUCAAGAUCUCUAGAAGGCAGUCAGGAUCUGUGUCCACCUUAGAAAUGAACGAAGACUUUAAUGUGGAAGAGAUCCAAUCUGAUGAGGAGGAGCAAGAUACAGUUGACAGUGACGCAAUGAUUAAGCAAAAAAAGGUGAAGUCAUCUUCCAAGCUGCCAAAAAAAGAGAAAAAUGAAGAAAUGACAAAAAAAGAAGGGAAAAGAAAAGAGAAAACAAGACAUUAAACAGUAAAAAAUCUUGCUCUGGAUGCA
Neopsephotus bourkii (Bourke's parrot) is the source of this 3620-nucleotide messenger RNA. RefSeq names its product replication factor C subunit 1 (gene RFC1). The transcript has 25 exons. Gene Ontology annotation, cellular component: nucleus; DNA replication factor C complex. Gene Ontology annotation, biological process: DNA repair; DNA replication. NCBI's taxonomy places the organism in Eukaryota, Metazoa, Chordata, Aves, Psittaciformes, Psittacidae. The record is from RefSeq and is a predicted model, not a curated record. Gene Ontology annotation, molecular function: DNA clamp unloader activity; ATP hydrolysis activity; ATP binding. Bases 141 to 3593 code for a protein of 1150 amino acids.